AUGGCAGCAAAGGUGCCCCCAUUGCAGAUUCAACCGUGGCCAAGCACGGAUUCUGCAUUGUCUAGACUGCGUGUGGAUUUCGCAGGAUCAAUAAAUGGCUCUCAUUAUAUUAUCGUUGUGGAUAGCUAUUCCAAAUGGCCUGAAGUGUGCAAAUGGUCAAGGCCAACCACAAGUGUAACGAUUAACUUCUUGAAAGAAUUAUUCGCUCGUUAUGGGGUGCCAGAUACGAUCGUGUCAGAUAAUGGUACACAAUUCACGGCGAAGGAGAUCGAAAGAUUCUGUAAGUCGGUUCAAAUGAAACAUGUUUUAACUCCGCCAUACUUUCCUGACGGGAAAUUCUUGAAGAUACAAAUAUGA
This is a messenger RNA of Octopus bimaculoides (California two-spot octopus), 357 nucleotides long. RefSeq lists its product as uncharacterized. Lineage: Eukaryota; Metazoa; Mollusca; Cephalopoda; Octopoda; Octopodidae. The record is from RefSeq and is a predicted model, not a curated record.